Molecule: messenger RNA, 2118 nt
Organism: Scomber japonicus (chub mackerel)
Lineage: Eukaryota; Metazoa; Chordata; Actinopteri; Scombriformes; Scombridae
Gene: mamdc2a
Product: MAM domain containing 2a
Exons: 14
Coding region: 49-2118 (689 amino acids)
Biological process (GO): nervous system development
Cellular component (GO): membrane
Source: RefSeq, a predicted model, not a curated record
UUUAACGGGAAACUAUCACUAAACUUCAGCGGGAUCUGCAGCGCGGAUAUGAUGAACAGCGUUUUUCUCACUUUGCAGGCGCUAGUACUGUGCGGAUUCCUCAACGCGCAGCAACAGCUGUUGCCUGGGUCCUGCAACUUUGAGCUGGGCACCUGUGGCUACACAUCAGAACCGGAAUAUGGCAGCUGGAGAAUGAAUGAAGAAGGGCAUUUGAUAACAGUGGACUCAGCCUUCUUACAUGAGCAGGAGCAGGCAGUUCUUGUCAGUCCAGUUCUGGACCAGCACGAGUGGAGCUGUGUGAGGUUGGUGUACCAGAUCACUGGAAAAAGUUCCCUGCAGCUUCAUAUCCGACCAGACAGUGAUAACUUUGACUACAGGCUCUGGACUGCCAACAAAGCCUCUGACAGCUGGCUCAUUGCUAGCGUGGACCUACCCAACACAACCAUCCCCUACCAGAUAUUGUUGGAUGGUCGACCUGAACGUGGCUCAAACAACGGCGUGGCCAUCUUUGAAAUUCACAUUGUUCCUGGUUUUUGCAUAGAGUGUAAUUUUGAGGAGCAUCAUCUGUGUGGCUACAGCAACAGCUGGAACCCAAAUGUCAACUGGUACGUUGGGGGGAGUCUGACUACAGAGACAGAGUCUAACCUGCCUGAAAACACCACCAACAGUAACCUGAGAGGCCACUACAUGUAUGUGGACUCUGUGUAUGCCAAGCACUUCCAGGAAGUGGCCAAGCUGACCUCACCCAUGACCACAGUGCCCAUGGCUGGCUGCUUGUCCUUCUACUACCACCGGGACCAGGAGAGGGGAAACAUUUUCUCUGUGUUCACUAGAGACCAGCUGGGCCACUUUGAGGAGAUCUGGAGACCAGAGGUGUAUGCCACCACUGGCUGGACUAUGGUGGGCAUUGACAUCAAGGCCCCACACCCCUUGGAGGUGGUGUUCGAGGUAGCGUUUAACAGUGCCAGAGGUGGAUACGUGGCCAUAGAUGACAUCUCCUUUUCUCCUGAAUUCUGCUACACAGACACAGAGCCGCCCUUCGAUCCAUCUAUAGCCAACUGUGACUUUGACAACGGGCUGUGUCUGUACUAUCAGGAGACAGCAGAGAGUAAAGUGUGGAGCAGAGUUUCAGUUAAACCUAAUGCUUACAGGAUAGGAGACCAUACUACAGGAGCAGGCGGUUACCUCCUGGCAGACAGUCGAUAUACUUCCAGGCCUGGUUACGUGGGUCGGCUUCAUGGACCCCUUUUACCAGGGAAUCACAAAUACUGUCUGAGGUUCUACUACCUUCUCUAUGGUUUUAGGAAAGUAGAUAAUGCUCUGGCUCUGUACAUUUAUGAUGAGAACAACGUGGCUCUGGAGAAGGUGUGGAGUCUGACUUACUCUUCCAAGGCUGUUUGGACAAAAGUGGAGAUCACCUACAUGAAGCCCAUGCUUUCCAAGAUUGUCUUUGUCAGCAUAUGUAAGAACUUCUGGGAAUGUGGCCUGGUAGCCAUUGAUGACAUCACUGUCAGUCUGGGGGACUGUCAGAUCACAGCAGGUAGAAGACUCACUAAAACAUACAACUCCCUCCCAGCCCAGUGUAACUUUGAAACUGGAAUCUGUGGAUACAUCCAAGAAAAGGAAGAAGACAGGGCUGACUGGCUCAGAGUCAGAGGAUACACCCCCACCUCCUACACAGGACCCAGAGGAGACCAUACCACUGGGGUGGGUUAUUUCAUGUACAUCGAGGCAUCACUCAUGCGUCCAGGUCACAAAGCUCGACUGCUGACUUCUGAGCUUCGGGGUUCCUCCUCUCCUCAGUGUUUAAUCUUCUACUACCAUAUGUAUGGAUCUGGCACCGGCAUACUGAGCGUGCUCCUGCGCCACAGUGGCAGAGAGCAUGAUACGCUGCUGUGGAGACGGCGUGGUGAGCAGAGUGUCAGUUGGAUGAGGGCAAUGGUGGACUACCACUGUGAUGGCCGACACCAGAUUGUAUUUGAAGCAAUCCGAGGUCCAUCACUACGAAGUGACAUGGCUAUCGAUGACAUCAGUUUUAGAAGGGGACCAUGUGAAGAUCCCGGUGACACUACUUCAUACUCAGGCUUCUCAGAAUACUUCAAUGAGAUUGAGAACUGA